UCCACGAGAAACGUGAGAUUUUAAAUGGAUGCUAACGAUGCGGUAUUUUUUAGUGCUUCUUCGCUGCAGGUUUAGUUCUCUCUCUGGAUGUACCACUUCUUCAUCCAAGUCACGCAGAUGUGUAAUACAAAUGUAAGUUCAUCGCGACCUCUAUACGGUGUAUUGUAAGGAUGACAGUGAAAUAAGUGUACGCAAAUGUUUGUAAUUUGACAACACCUCUUCCCGAGUUCAGGAGUCCAUUGGCCAUAUGAAUAAUGGCAAUCACACCCAGAUGGACGCAUCUUUGUCUCUUAUCCCUAAUAAUUUUCUUCUGGAGUUUAUGGAUUCCGGCGGACUGUGGACCGGAAGAGGAGCCUGAGAUUGAGUUUUUGGCACCACCUGCGCCUCCGCUGCCCGAACGCCGGCUGUACAUGGAGUGUAGGGUCCCUAUGCCGAACGAUCAGAUAAACUUGUUCCUAUAUAUAUGUGUGCAGAAACCAAAACCGGUGAAAGUGAGGUGUUGGCUUCUAGAGAGGCAGGAAGAUAUUCAGAGGGCCUACUGGGAAGCCAACUUCUACGUCGUGUCCGGGUUAGGCGUCUCGCGCGGUUGGGACUUCAAAAUCUACAAUCUAAAACACAGGUGGCCUGAUUCGCUCAUGAUAGGUAUCGAGCCAAAAAUGAAACUGACCAGGCUUUUUCAAGGCGUUUGCGAGCACCCGGCCUUUUUUCGCAACACCGCCCGGAACUUGCUGGUUCCCGAAUUCCUCAACGCGGACUCUCUCGAUAGUUUACUCGACUUCUACUGCAUCAAUGAUCUCCUCGUCUUCUCAAAUAACUUCCAAAUCCCAGAAGCCUCUUUGCCGACCUACCUAAAGGCUUUGAGGAACGUCAUCGGUUUUUACGAGCAGCGCUUCGCCUCUCCGGCACCAGCUCCGAGAGGCAAUCUGUCUCCGAGCUUUAGAAGAUCAGGAUUAAUGAGCUCCUUCAGACGUAGAUUUUCCUUCGGACCAAGUAGUGCGGCUCGGAAUCGUGCAAGCGGCGGCACAAGUCAGCGAUUUUCAAACGUGGGCAGCGGCAGCUCUUAUUCGCCCCCGCGUCCUGUGUAUCCGCCUCCACCCUCAACUCCAAGGGACGAAGCAACCAAAAGGAGGCUGAUUUCCGCACUUAGGUUCUUGAUGGACAAGAUGAUCGACCCGUGCAUGGUGCAGGCGCCAAAGGGCGCCCCUUGGCCUCGGGCAGGCUUGGACCCCGACGUCGCUAACGAAACCUGCGAUACCUUCUGCAAAGUUCUCAGCAUCUCGGCUAAGCUGAACACUGACGACCGCCCUGAAAUACAGGCCUGUAAGAAACUACUCGGCACAGGGGGGUGUUUCGGAGUAACCUGCUCCUGCCACCUUUCCGCUAAGUCCGAACGACUCCUGUGGGGGUUAAGUAGCGAGACGCCCAUGUUCGCUGCUCAUAAUAUUCUCCGCUUUAAAUGAGGCUCACGUGGAGUCACACUGUUUAAGUAGAGUCCCUUUAUACUGAGAGUCAAGACAAUGUGAAUCCAUUUCUGAUUGGUUGCCGUAUUUUAGGCCUCCACAGUGUCACAAACGGGAAUAAAGAUUACAUUUUCCCCAAUUGCAAAGA
Molecule: messenger RNA, 1608 nt
Organism: Bemisia tabaci
Lineage: Eukaryota; Metazoa; Arthropoda; Insecta; Hemiptera; Aleyrodidae
Source: RefSeq, a predicted model, not a curated record